Naegleria lovaniensis is the source of this 1542-nucleotide messenger RNA. RefSeq lists its product as uncharacterized. The transcript has 2 exons. NCBI's taxonomy places the organism in Eukaryota, Heterolobosea, Eutetramitea, Acrasida, Naegleriidae. The coding region runs from base 1 to 1542 and encodes 513 amino acids. The record is from RefSeq and is a predicted model, not a curated record.
AUGACACUCAAUACCAAUCACUCCAAGAAUGCCUCCACAUCAUGGCCUCUCUCCUCUUUCUUCUCACUUUCAAUGAAAUCCUCGUCCUCUUUCACACUCAUUCUCCUUCUACUCAUUCUAUUCAUUGUGUGCAAUGUCAUCUUUAUUUAUCAUCAGUCAUCAUCGAGUAAGAGAAAUUCUAAUCAUCUCGAUAUGGAAAUUCAACAGCUCACUCAAAAAAUUGAAGAAAUGAGUCUACAGAUUAAUCAAUUAUUAGAACAGCAGCAGCAAGAACAUACUGUACAAUCCCAACCAUUCGAUGUCAACCUUCAACCUUCAUCUCCAAAAUGUCAUGAAAGAAAUGAUGGUGGUCCUCUUCAUCCGAGCAAAAUGGAUGACCCUUUACCAUCGAAAGACCAUCCAACCACUACUACUGAAACAACAUUAAUAUCGUCGACUCCACAAUCAUCAGGUCAUGUUGUCGUCAACAAUUCCACUACCAUUCGACUCGUAUUGGACUCUCUCAAAUCCAAAUGCAUGCAUGACAUGAAAUUCCAUAAAAAACGAUCCGUCGAUGAAACACAAUACAUUCAUUACAUGAGUGUUGGAGUCAUGAGUUCCAUUCAACCUCGAUAUAUGAAUUUAACACUGUCCAUGUUGAGAAUGGGAUGGCUUUUAAAUUUUGAGCAUAAACGAGUGUUUGUUUUGGAUCCCAUUCCUAAACGUCAUGAAUUGACAACGAAUGCCGAUUAUGAACCACUGUUUUGGAAAGGUAAAGAAUUUUUCAUGGCCGAAUAUGGAAUGACCCAUGCAGAAAUUGAGAAACUUGUGAAAAAACAACAAGAUUCAAUCAGUAACAAUUCUUCAAUGAUUGUUGAACAGAAGAAUGAACAUUUGAAUGAUCAUCAUGAGGCAGAUCUAUAUCUCGAUGAAUAUUCAUUGGACUUGGUGGAGAAAUAUUUUGUGAAUAUUUUCGAACAUGUCCAUCCCAAUACCAUUUCCAUGAAAGUUAAUUCAGCAUUUGAUGAUUGGUCCAAUGAAUGGAAACGAAGUCAAUCGGCGUUUAUCUAUGCACUGAAAUAUGUAUUGGAACGAUUUUCUUCACCUUGGUAUUUUGUGGUCGAUACGGAUUCAUAUGUGGAUACACAUUGUUUGGGAAAUUUCUUUCAAUAUUAUGGACAAUGGACGAAUUUUUGUCCUCUUGCCUUGGGAGAUAGUAGACAGGGAUUUAUGGGUGGACCUGGUUUGAUGUUUAAUCAUCGAGUGAAAGAAAUGUUGCAAAGACAUAUUAAGCAGUGUGUGGAUUAUACUAAAAAAGGAGGAGAUUGGGAUAUUGGAUUGAAUGGAGAUCAUCGAAUUGAAAAAUGUUUCAAGCAUGCAGGAUUGAACAUUCAACAUGCCCGAGAAUUUGUUCAAGCCUAUUGGACAAGAGAUGAAAAAGAAUACAAAAGCAUGAAAUGUGUCAUGAGUUUACACUAUGUCAAGACUGUCGAGGACCAACGAGAAAAAUAUGAAAAAGAACUUGCCAAAUAUUGUGAAAGUCAUUUGUAUUCUUACGUGUAG